Messenger RNA from Hemicordylus capensis (graceful crag lizard), 954 nucleotides. Its product is annotated as olfactory receptor 10A4-like. Gene Ontology annotation, biological process: G protein-coupled receptor signaling pathway. Gene Ontology annotation, cellular component: membrane. The coding region runs from base 1 to 954 and encodes 317 amino acids. The record is from RefSeq and is a predicted model, not a curated record. Gene Ontology annotation, molecular function: G protein-coupled receptor activity; olfactory receptor activity. NCBI's taxonomy places the organism in Eukaryota, Metazoa, Chordata, Lepidosauria, Squamata, Cordylidae. The transcript has a single exon.
AUGCUGGGAAACCAGACACAAAUUACAGAAUUCAUUCUCCUAGGAUUUGGAGCCAUCCACAAGUUACAAAUGUUACUCUUCCUGAUGUUUUUAAUCAUUUAUAUUGUGACGGUUACUGCAAAUAUUCUCAUAGUUCUGAUAGUUGUCUUCGAGCCACACCUUCAUACCCCCAUGUACUUCUUCCUGGGGACCCUCUCCUUCGUGGAGUCUUGCUACACUUCCAAUUUAUUGCCAAGAAUUCUGUCAGCUCUCCUGACUGGGGACAGAACCAUUUCUUUCAGGAGCUGUUUUACACAGUGGUAUCUCUGUGCUUGCUUCAUUGUGACAGAAUGCUGUCUACUCUGUGCAAUGUCUUAUGACCGGUAUCUCGCCAUCUGUAAACCCCUGCACUAUCCAACAAUGAUGAACACUCAGACUUUUAUUCAGCUAGCAGCUGCAUCCUGGUUCAAUGGAUUUACAGUAUUUUCUAUAUUGCUCACUGUGAUGUUAAAACAAUUAAAUUUUUGUGGCCCCAAUGUAAUAGAUCAUUAUUUUUGUGACUAUUCCCCAAUUGUAAACCUCUCUUGCAGUGACAAAACCUUGGUGGAAAUCAUGGGCUUAACUGUGGCUGCAAUAUUUGUAUUUUUUCCUUUUCUUCUAACCUUGACAUCCUAUGUAUAUAUUGUAGUCGCCAUCUUGAAAAUUCCCUCCACCACAGGGAGGCAAAAGGCCUUUUCCACCUGUUCCUCUCACUUGCUGGUGGUUUCCAUUUACUAUGGAACUCUAGUGACUGUGUAUAUGUUACCAAAUACUGAAGCAAUGAGAGAGAUCCAAAAGUAUUUCUCUCUUUUGUACACCACUUUGCCUCCUCUGGCUAACCCCUUUGUAUACUGCCUUAGAAACAAGGAUGUCAAAAAUGGCCUGGGAAAUUGUCUCCAUAGGUUUUUACCAUACAGCAGAACUCUUAAGACAUAA